Guillardia theta CCMP2712 is the source of this 913-nucleotide messenger RNA. RefSeq lists its product as hypothetical. The coding region runs from base 41 to 913 and encodes 290 amino acids. Gene Ontology annotation, biological process: positive regulation of mitochondrial fission. Gene Ontology annotation, cellular component: mitochondrion. The record is from RefSeq and is a predicted model, not a curated record. The transcript is spliced from 10 exons. Lineage: Eukaryota; Cryptophyceae; Pyrenomonadales; Geminigeraceae.
AGGUGGCUGAGUGUCCGAAUCACUCUUUGGGCGGAACGAGAUGAUGAAUCCUUUUCUUCGCAUGCUCCCAAGAAUGAUGGCAAGUUCCUCUCUUGGAAGCCAACCAUUCAACUCAACAAGAAGGAAUGCCAAGCGUUUUGUAUUAGGCUGCACCGCUGCGAUGAUAGGAGCUGCUGGAUUCCAAUACAGUGUAAACAAUCUAAAAGCGGCAUGUGAGCAAAAGACAACGCCAAAAGCAGAAAAUGAGCUUGUCGACAUAAGCAAUCUCCAAAAGUACAACAGGAACUGGGAUGGGAGGCAUCCGAAGGAAGGGCAGCAGAAACCAAAGGCAAUUCGAUACAUCAUUCUUGUUCGUCAUGGUCAAUACAAGGACAACGAAUCGAAGGAUAUCAAUGCAGUUUUGACAUUGAAGGGCAGGCAGCAGGCUCGAAUCCUAGCUCAGAAAAUCAUAGAUACGUUCAAACCAACCUCACUUACAGUGAGUGAUAUGACCAGAGCGAAACAAACCAUGGAAAUUCUGUUGGAGAAGCUGCCCAAGGAUAUUCCCUUGACAACGAUGAAGGAGCUGAGAGAGGGUCGCCCCUGCCAGCCGAUACCACCUUCCUCUUCUGGAUUGUUCCAGAAGUCUACGGUCGAGGCGGAUGGAGCUCGAAUUGACAAGGCCUUCAACCAAAUCUUUUACAGGGCUCCGGUAGAACAGGAGCACCAUUCCUAUGAGGUUGUUGUGUGCCAUGCCAACGUCAUUCGCUACUUUGUAUGCAAAGCCCUUCAAAUUCCAACUGAGGCAUGGCUGCGGAUGAGUCUGCCGCAUUGUUCGAUUACGAUGAUUGCCAUUCAUCCGUCUGGUUCAGUGUCGUUAAGAACCCUUGGAAACACACAUUACCUGCCACCUUCUCUGAUUACUACCUCAUGA